CUCUGGGUCCUGUCCAGCGCGAUCGCGGGGUCUUAGACAGCUCAACUCGCCGAGAUGGCCUGGGCACCUCUGCGCUGAAACGGCAAAUUCUGAUCAAGCCGCAUUUAUUCUGCCUUCAGGAACUCUAAGUCUAGCAGAGAAGAUGAGGCGGUAGAAGUUCAUCAGUCAGUGCCCGAAAAGAGGUCCUAAUGGGAAUUCAAAGAAGGGAGUUAAUCAAGGAAAUAUAUUUUUUUGUUGAUGUUUGAGAUGGCGUCCACCUGUAAUCCUAGCUACUUGGGAGGCUGAGCUAAGAGGAUCACUUGAACUUAGGAGGCAGAGGUUGUAGCGAGCCGAGAUCAUACCACUGCACUCCAGCCUGGGCGAGAGAGUGAGACUGUGUCUCAAACAACAACAACAACAACAACAACAAGGAAAUUAGCCAGGCAUGGUGGCCUGCACCUGCUGUCCCGCCUACUUGGGAGGCUGAGGUGGGAGGAUUGCUUGGGCCUGGGAGAUUGAGGCUGCAGUGAUCCGUGAACGUGCCACUGUAUUCCAGCCUGGGCGACAGAGCGAGAACAUGUCUCAAAGAAAAAAAGAAAAACAGAAAGAAAUCCUACCUUACAUAUACAGCCAAACAGUUAUAACCACUCUGUAUUUAGCCAUUACAAACAUGGCUUGGCUGGAGGACAAGCAAAUUGAGGACAUUGGCAACGGAGUGAUCAAAAUGAUAGAUCAUGAGGCCUAAAACGAAUAAGGAAAGAAGAGAAGUGGGAGAAGCUGAGAACAGAGAGGGUGGAGGGGCUGUAAAUCUUGAAGAUUAGGGUGUAAUAUGAGUAUAUGAGUAAGAAUUGGAAGAAUUGUAUAGGAGGCAGAAGUCAAAAAGUAGAAGCAGUUUGGAAGAGUAGUUACAAAUAUCAAGAGCCAUGUGGCUAAAAGAUGGAGCUAUAGGUCAUGGAAGCUCAAGAAACUAAGUCUCCAGGGCAUUGGUUAAGUCAUCUGUCUAGACUUCAAAGUUGUCUAGGAUGGUAAUUCAGAAGACUGUGAUCUGUGCCAAAGUCACAGGUUUUUCACAACUGAAAAUAACAUAGCAAAAUAAGCCAAGAUGUCUGUGGAUCCAAUGACCUACGAGGCCCAGUUCUUUGGCUUCACGCCACAAACAUGCAUGCUUCGGAUCUACAUUGCAUUUCAAGACUACCUAUUUGAAGUGAUGCAGGCUGUUGAACAGGUUAUUCUGAAGAAGCUGGAUGGCAUCCCAGACUGUGACAUUAGCCCAGUGCAGAUUCGCAAAUGCACAGAGAAGUUUCUUUGCUUCAUGAAAGGACAUUUUGAUAACCUUUUUAGCAAAAUGGAGCAACUGUUUUUGCAGCUGAUUUUACGUAUUCCCUCAAACAUCUUGCUUCCUGAAGAUAAAUGUAAGGAGACACCUUACAGUGAGGAAGAUUUUCAGCAUCUCCAGAAAGAAAUUGAACAGUUACAGGAGAAGUACAAGACUGAAUUAUGUACUAAGCAGGCCCUUCUUGCAGAAUUAGAAGAGCAAAAAAUUGUUCAGGCCAAACUCAAACAGACAUUGACUUUCUUUGAUGAGCUUCAAAAUGUUGGCAGAGAUCAUGGGACUAGUGAUUUUAGGGAGAGUUUGGUGUCCCUGGUUCAGAACUCCAGAAAACUACAGAACAUUAGAGACAAUGUGGAAAAGGAAUCGAAACGACUGAAAAUAUCUUAAUUGCUCAGUAGUCAAAAGGAGGAGCCUGUCAAAAAGUAGAAUCAUGAAGAACUUAUACGAGUGACUGUUCAAACCAACCAUACUUUUUAUUAGAUUUGCCUUGUCAACUCUUGUAUUCUGUGUCUUCCUCUUUUUUGGUCCACUUUCCUGAGGUAUGAAGUGUACUACUUUGAACUAGGCUGAAGCAUCUGUUCCUUAGAGUCUUCUAAUAAGUGGGAAGGGAUCAAACAAAGAAGCCAUGGCCAGUUAAAGAUAUUUGCAGAGUUAUACCUUGGUCAUAAGUCCUUUGUGACCUUGAUUAUUUUGGCUUACUCUUUGGAUGAGACCAGACAAGAAAAGGGUUAAACAGGUGGCUCCUUUGGUAUUGUUUUUGAGACAAGGUCCCCUUUUGUCACCCAGGUUAGAGUAGAGUUCAGUGGCACAAUCUUGGCUCACUGCAACCUCUGUGUCCCGGACUCAAGUGAUCCUCCUGCCUCAGCCUCCCAAGUAGCUAGGACCCCAGGUGGGUGUCACCAUGCUUGGCUAAUUUUUUUUUGCAGAAACGAGGCCUCACUAUAUUGCCCAGGCUAAGUGGCUUUUUUAUUAACUAGUCAUUACACUGCAGGACAGCCAGCAUAGAGUACUUGCUCUCGCCCUGUAAAUUUUCUUACGUGAGGGAGUCAGUAUGUAGUGGAAAGAAGCGUGUAGCAAAAAAGACAACCUUGAUCUUUAAUAAAAAAGAAGUUGGUUUAUUUCCAAAAUAAAUCCCCUGACAAAAAACCUGGUGAUGUUAAGCAAUUGACUGCCUUAGAGUCCAGCAGGAGAAGACCUUAGACAAAAAAAGCAGAACUCACUGGAAUAGAAAAGGAAGCAUGUAGCAUAUACUCAGUAAUGAAAUUUAAUUUUACUGACUGUUGGGUAUCUAUGCCAAUUUCUUUUCAUACUUCAGUUGGUUUUGGAAUCUGCCUUAUUCCUAAUAUUUAAUUAUUUAUUCACACUCAUAAGCAUCAAAUAUUUAAUGCCCUCAGUGGGAAAUUUGUGUUUAAACUCAAUGGAAUCUAAUACUUCUUUAUGUCAUUAGCCCCUGUAAAAUGUUAGGUCACCCAAGGAAAGGGGAGAAAUAGCAAUGGUUGUUCCUAAGGUAUUGCUUGCCCUUCAUGUCUUCCUAAAGAGCAGAACUUGGAGUUUCUCCUUUAUGUAGAGAAGAAGUAACUUAGGGUGUAUUUGCAAUGAAAUAUUCAUAGAUAUUGAAAGCUUGUGUUUACAUGAAAUAUGUUAUUAUCAAGAAGUCCUUUUUCCAAUUCUGUACAUUAAAUAUAUGUGUUUUAAA
Messenger RNA from Symphalangus syndactylus (siamang), 3008 nucleotides. It is a transcript of the gene MIS12, whose product is annotated as MIS12 kinetochore complex component. Gene Ontology annotation, cellular component: chromosome, centromeric region; nucleus; MIS12/MIND type complex. The record is from RefSeq and is a predicted model, not a curated record. Gene Ontology annotation, biological process: mitotic sister chromatid segregation; mitotic cell cycle; kinetochore assembly. NCBI's taxonomy places the organism in Eukaryota, Metazoa, Chordata, Mammalia, Primates, Hylobatidae.